Amborella trichopoda is the source of this 2349-nucleotide messenger RNA. RefSeq names its product Glycosyl hydrolase family 47 protein. Gene Ontology annotation, molecular function: mannosyl-oligosaccharide 1,2-alpha-mannosidase activity; calcium ion binding. The record is from RefSeq and is a predicted model, not a curated record. NCBI's taxonomy places the organism in Eukaryota, Viridiplantae, Streptophyta, Magnoliopsida, Amborellales, Amborellaceae. Gene Ontology annotation, cellular component: membrane. Gene Ontology annotation, biological process: mannose trimming involved in glycoprotein ERAD pathway; carbohydrate metabolic process; endoplasmic reticulum mannose trimming.
CUGCCUUUGCUCUGUGGUUUCGCCAUGUCCGACUUCAAUGACCAUAUCGCUGCUAAAAGGAAGUAUUUGAGCCAGGAGGCCAGAAAAAUAUUUUGACAAAAGGGGGGCAAUUUGCCGCUUGCUAUGUAGAGAGAGAGGAUUCUCGGAUCCAUGGCCUUCCCCAGUUGUAUGAAUCUAGUGAGACGAUGGGUUCCUCUCUGCAUCAUAACUCUGCCUUUGCCGUGUGGUUUCGCCAUGUCCGACUUCAAUGACCAUAUAUAGCUGCUAAAAGGAAGUAUUUGAGCCAGGAGGCCAGAAAAAUGUUUUAUCAUGCGUAUGACAACUACCUGACCUAUGCCUUUCCGCAUGAUGAAUUGAAGCCUCUAUCAAAGUCUUUCACAGACUCUCUAAGCGAGCUCGGAAAUCUUAAGCUUGAGCAUUUACCUCAGAGCUAUAAUGGAUCUGCAUUGACUCUUAUCGAAUCAUUGUCAAGCCUUGUUGUCAUGGGUAACAACACAGAAUUUGAAAGAGCAGUUCUAUGGCUCAGUGAAAACCUUACGUUUGAUGUAGAUGCUCGGAUAAGUCUCUUUGAGUGCAACAUUAGAGUUCUUGGAGGCCUGGUUUCUGCCCAUCUUCUUGCUACUGAUUCUUCAAAAAGGCUAUCUCAAGGGAAGUACAACAAUGAGUUACUUGAUCUAGCUAAUGAUUUGGGGCGUCGUUUCUUAUGGGCAUUUAAUACUUCCACUGGCCUGCCCUAUGCAUGGAUUAAUCUUAAGCAUGGAGUGAUGGAAGAUGAAACAACAGAGACAAGCACAUCGGGGUGUGGUUCUCUCAUUCUUGAAAUGGGGGCAUUAUCGCGAUUGACUGGUAACCCUAUAUAUGACGCUGCAGCUUUACGUGCUCUUCGUAAACUAUGGAGUAUGAGAAGUUCUUUAAAUCUCUUGGGUACAACUUUGGAUGUGGAAACUGGGGAAUGGUUAGAGUACUCUUCUGGAAUUGGAGCCGGCAUUGAUUCAUUUUACGAGUACCUCUUGAAAGCUUACAUUCUUUUCGGAAGGGAUGAGUUUUGGCACAUGUUCCAUUCAUCAUAUUUGGCUGUUCAGAAACACUUCCGGCAUGGCCCAUGUUUCAGGUAUCAUGAGGCAGACAUGAGAACAGGAAAGGCUACUUAUUGGCAACUUACAAGCCUUCAAGCAUUUUGGCCAGGUCUUCAGGUUCUAGUUGGAGAUAUUCCAGCUGCGAAUUUAACUCAUCGUGAAUUUUUUUAUGUAUGGAAAAGGUUUGGAGUUUUACCGGAGAGAUAUUUACUCGAUCGGGCAAUGCUCCAUCCUACUGAAAAAUAUUAUCCUUUACGUCCCGAACUCGCAGAGUCCACUCUUUAUCUUUAUCAAGCUACAAAAGAUCCAUGGUACAUUGAUGUUGGGGAGUCAAUUAUGAAAUCUCUUAAUAUGUACACAAAAGUGGAUGGUGGAUUUGCAAGUAUAAGGGAUGUGAGUACCAUGCAACUUGAAGACCAUCAGCAUAGUUUUUUUCUUGCCGAAACGUGCAAAUACCUUUAUCUUCUCUUUGACAGUUCAUUUUUGGCCAGUGAAAAUUAUGUCUUUACCACUGAGGGCCAUCCUCUCCCAGUAAGAAGCUCCUGGCAUGAUUGGCUUCCAGAUGUCUCUAUGCCUACUGAUGUAACAAGUGUCAAGAUUAACAACCUAUCAACCAAAUCAAGCGCACUUUCAUCCCAAAUUUGCCCUGCUCUGUUAGCCACUUUAAAGGAGGACCAGCCGGUUGAGAGCGCAUGUCAUAUACAUGAUGGCCGAGCCAGCCAUAGAUGUGAGAGCCACGAAGAGUGUGGCAUUGAUUCGACCACAUGUAGGCAGAGAAGUUGUAGUCUAGCUGGCUAUUGUGGACUAUGGUUGUUGAUUUGAUUAUUUAUCAUCCACUUCGAAUGGUGUACCUCUCAAUUUUUUCGGAUGCCAAAUAAACAAGAUGACACCAUAUGCAGCGAAUUUUGCUAAUGCGGCAUUUAGUUUUGAGGUCUCAAGCUGCAAACCCAAAGAUAUGCAAUUACCUUCCCAAUUGCCGGGAAACUUUUCCUUUAAUGUAAUAUAGUGUUGUUCAUCAUGAUAUUUACAGAAUGAGAAAGAAGAAAACAAAGUGUGGUGAACUCCAGAUAAACCGUAAAUCUCUGUGGAUUGGGUUGUUUAACUGGGGUCUAGCAGACCCUUGAUAGUUCAAAGUAAAAUAUUUUCUUUUUUUUUUCUUAGAAGCAUUCUUCUAUGAUGAAAUAUGUAGUUCAACAUGAGGAAUGCAAUCCUUCACAGACUUUGAAUAAUGCGCUCAAUUUAUAAAUGGAUGCAGGAGAUUUCUGAUGCUAAA